AUGGCCGGCUCAAUCACCAAACCCAAGAAACCCAAGUCCAAGCGAACUCCCGUUCGUCUUCGCCACAAGAUCCAAAAGGCUUCUGCCGCAAAGCAAAAGAAGGAGCGCAAGCUCGCAAAGAAGAACCCAGAAUGGCGAACAAAGCUAAAGAAGGAUCCCGGUAUCCCUAACCUCUUCCCAUACAAGCAACAGGUGCUGGAAGAGAUAGAGUCCAAUAGAAUCAAGAAGGCAGAGCUGGCGCAAAAAAGAAAGGAAAUGAUCAAGGCCGCGAAGACUGGUGCCACCGACGAUAAUGCCAUGGCCGGCGUUCAAGACGACGAUGCUGAUCAGAUGGAGGAGGACGAUAUCGACGACGAUAUCGACGAGUCAAACCCCAUGGCUGCUCUUAUCGCCAGUGCUCGCGCUGCUGCCGCUACUUAUGAUCGCCAGCUGGCCGACGACGACAUGGACGAGGAUGACGAGAGUGAUUCCGACAACGAUCACGGCCCUGAGAUGUCAAUUGGGGAGGCCUCAUCAAGGAAGACUUACGACCGGGUCUUCAAGCAGGUUGUAGAGCAAGCUGAUGUCGUUCUUUACGUCCUCGACGCGCGCGACCCCGAGGGCACCCGUUCUCGCGAGGUUGAGCGUCAGAUCAUGGCCUCGCCAGAAAAACGUCUAAUCCUCAUUAUCAACAAGUGCGAUUUGAUUCCUCCCAAGGUUCUCCGAGACUGGCUUGUCUACCUGCGCCGUUACUUCCCUACUCUGCCUCUCCGAGCUUCUGGCGCUGCUCCCAACGCACACACUUUCAACCACCGCGACCUGACUGUUCAGAGCACCUCUGCUACACUCUUCAAGGCCCUCAAGAGCUUUGCCGCUAGCCGACAACUUAAGCGUGCUGUUUCAGUCGGUGUUAUUGGUUACCCUAACGUGGGUAAGAGCUCAGUCAUCAACGCUCUUCUUUCAAGGAUGAGCGGAAAGGGUGGCAGCUCUUCAAAGGCCUGCCCUGCCGGCGCAGAGGCUGGUGUUACUACGAGCAUUCGAUCAGUUAAGAUUGACAGCAAGCUUACUCUUCUCGACUCCCCCGGUGUCGUUUUCCCCUCGUCCUCUUCGACACAGUCUGCCGGCCUAGUCUCCCUCAAGAACGCUACCGAAGCACAUGCUCAUCUCGUCCUUCUCAACGCUGUUCCUCCCAAGCAGAUCGACGACCCUGUCCCUGCUGUCACCCUUCUCUUGAAACGCCUUUCUGCUUCUCCCGAUCUCAUGCAGAAACUCACAAAUGUCUACGACAUUCCUGCCCUACUACCUAACCGUGCUGACGGCGAUUUCACGACCGAUUUCCUUGUUCAGGUCGCCCGCAAGCGAGGUCGUCUAGGUCGCGGUGGCAUCCCCAACCUUCCUGCCGCCGCUAUGACAGUUGUUACUGACUGGCGAGACGGUCGCAUCCAGGGAUGGGUUGAGCCUCCCGUUCUUGCUGUCGGGUCUACAGCCACCGCUACCAAGUCAACCAUCAAGAACGCUGGCGAGAAUGAGGUCGCCCCUGAUCAGAAGCAGAUUGUCACCGAGUGGGCUGCUGAAUUUAAGCUCGAGGGUCUUUGGGGCGACAACAGCGCUGACGUAAACGAGGCAAUGGAGCAGUAA
Messenger RNA from Fusarium venenatum, 1617 nucleotides. RefSeq names its product P-loop containing nucleoside triphosphate hydrolase protein. Gene Ontology annotation, molecular function: GTP binding. The record is from RefSeq and is a predicted model, not a curated record. Gene Ontology annotation, cellular component: nucleolus. NCBI's taxonomy places the organism in Eukaryota, Fungi, Ascomycota, Sordariomycetes, Hypocreales, Nectriaceae.